AUGGCUACCACAGCCCCUCCAGGCUGCCGAAAAGACCUGAACUCCAGGUACUCCAGACUUUGUGAUACGACCGAGCCGUGGGGCAUCGUCCUAGAAGCCCUGGCCGCCGUCGGAGCCGUGACCUCGGUGGCCUUCCUGCUGGCUCUCCUCAUCCUCGUCUGCAGGGUGCAGGACUCCAACCGACGGAAGAUGCUCCCGACCCAGUUUCUCUUCCUCCUGGGUGUGUUGGGGGUCUUUGGCCUCACCUUUGCCUUCAUCAUCAGGCUGGAUGGGAGCACGGGGCCCACCCGCUUCUUCCUCUUCGGGGUCCUCUUCUCCAUCUGCUUCUCUUGCCUCCUGGCUCAUGCUCUCAACUUGACGAAGCUGGUCCGUGGGAAGAAGGCCCUCUCCUUGCUGGUGACUCUAGGCCUGGCCGUGGGCUUCAGCCUGGUGCAGGACGUCAUCGCUAUUGAGUACAUCAUCCUGGCCAUGAACAGGACCAACACCAACGUCUUCUCUGAGCUUCCUGCUGUGCGUCGCAAUGAAGACUUUGUCCUGCUGCUCAUCUACAUCCUCUUAUUGAUGGCGCUGACCUUCCUCGUGUCCUCCUUCACCUUCUGUGGGGCCUUCACCGGCUGGAAGAGACACGGGGCUCACAUCUACCUCACCACGCUCCUCUCCGGGGCCAUCUGGGUGGCAUGGAUCACCCUGCUCUUGAUUCCUGACAUUGACAACACGUGGGAUGACACCAUCCUCAGCUCAGCCUUGGUUGCCAACGGCUGGGUUUUCCUCUUGGCUUAUGUUGCCCCCGAGUUUCAGCUGCUCACAAAGCAGCGGAACCCUCUGGAUUACCCUGUCGAGGAUGCUCUCUGUAAACCACAACUCAUGAAGAAGAGCUACGGCGUAGAGAACAGAGCCUACUCGCAAGAGGAAAUCACUCAAGGUCUUGAAGAGAUAGGGGACGCGCUUUACGCCCCUUAUUCCACCCAUUUCCAGCUGCAGAAUCGGGCUUCCCAGAAGGAUUUCUCCAUCCCACGGGCCCACAGCCCUUACAAUGGCUAUGAAGGAAGAAAAGAGGGCCGUUAA
Carlito syrichta (Philippine tarsier) is the source of this 1065-nucleotide messenger RNA. RefSeq names its product G protein-coupled receptor class C group 5 member A (gene GPRC5A). Gene Ontology annotation, cellular component: plasma membrane; signaling receptor complex; intracellular membrane-bounded organelle. The transcript has 3 exons. The record is from RefSeq and is a predicted model, not a curated record. The coding region runs from base 1 to 1065 and encodes 354 amino acids. Lineage: Eukaryota; Metazoa; Chordata; Mammalia; Primates; Tarsiidae. Gene Ontology annotation, molecular function: protein kinase activator activity; G protein-coupled receptor activity. Gene Ontology annotation, biological process: G protein-coupled receptor signaling pathway.